This is a messenger RNA of Aspergillus ochraceoroseus IBT 24754, 1446 nucleotides long. RefSeq lists its product as uncharacterized. The transcript has 6 exons. The coding region runs from base 1 to 984 and encodes 327 amino acids. NCBI's taxonomy places the organism in Eukaryota, Fungi, Ascomycota, Eurotiomycetes, Eurotiales, Aspergillaceae. The record is from RefSeq and is a predicted model, not a curated record.
AUGGAAGGAGAAACGAGCGCCGCUCAAUCUUCCUCGGGCCCCCCGCCACUACCGUAUUCGCUGUACAAACGAAAGAAAUCGAUUGCGUUCUUCUGGACAUUGUUUGUUAUCGAUGCUCUGGCGCAGCCCGUGGUUCUGUUCUGGACGCUAUGGUAUGCCACAGAUUUGUCACAUAAUAUGGUAUUUACCAUAGUGACGAUUACGUUGGGCGGUGUCUCCGUAUUUGAGUACUUUUACCGACUCUACAACCUAUUCCGUAAAGACUCCUGCACUCGACCUUUGAACGCCAGAAGAUCAUGGCUAGACUUCUUUCAGAUCAAUUUCACCCUUGUUUGGCUGAUAUUAGCCGUCGAGCUCAUUGUAGGGACAGUAUCUCCCGAGCCGUAUGUACGACUGGUCGCCAUGGUCCUCCCCACUGUGAUGUUCUACUUUGGUGGCGUGUUUCUCACCCUAGAUAUCCUACGAGCCUGCGGCUUCAGAGCGCCCUUCCGGAUUUCAUCCACGCCAAAAGGAUCAGUCAUGCCAACAGCGUUAUAUGUCCUUAUUGAAGACGUGGUUGCAGUCGAUGGUGGAGGUGGUCAAAUCUAUCGAUACGCGCUUCGCACUAGAUAUCUUUCCAGCCCAUACUUCCGACGAAUGCUUGUCCAAAUGAAUUUCUUCUGGGCUGGUGGUUCUGUUAUAUGGGCUGCUGCCAUCACUGCGAUCGUCUUCACGGUGCCACAAUCGGUUGCUUACACUCUUGGAUGGUCAUUGCCCUUCGUAUGGGCGGGACUUUGGACUCUGAUUACUAUUCCGUGGGUGAAGAGUGAUCUUCGACGUGAGCAAGAGCUAUGGCAUGAGAGUCAAGGCCAAGGAGGUGUGCCCUACACCGAUGAUAUAAACGCUCCAUCUGCCAAAACGCGCCUCGAGUCCAUCCACUUACCGCACUUCUUCCCCCAACUCCGCGAAAAGGCGUCUUCUCCCUCGACGCUAUCUGAUGUCUAGCUAAUUAAGUUGUCGGAAAUUCUCGAUUCGUCAACAUCCGUUCCAAUUUAUCAACUAAGAAGCUACCAACGUUUGUUUGCAAUGCCAACGCCCGGAGCAGGUCUCUGUUAUGCAGCAAAAGUAAAAACUCCAUAUACUGCGCGAAUUUUCACUACAUAUCUUAUGCCAUUGUGUUUCAGAUAACACCGAUAUACCAACAAAAACAGAAAAAAAAAAAUCCAAUUGGCGUUGGUUGAAAUGAAGAUGAUGAGAUGCGAAUAGAUACCCACUGUUUUUCUCUGCGACUUUUUGGUGAUUUAUAUCCAUUGACUGUAUUGUUGAAGCGAGCUUAUACCCUUUGCGAUUCUGUGCCAUGGAUAUGAGCGGGUUCUAGGAGUAUGAAGGGGCUUUUCAUAUGUAGUCAAAACCAAAUCAUAACCCAGCACGGUCCUAACAUCCGAUCAGAAGGCGGGAUAUGGGUGG